AUUCCUGUAAAUAUGUUUUUUCUCAUACCGUUAAAAAAAGGCACGCUUGGUAUUUAAAAAAUAUCAAUAAUAAAAAAAGAUCUACAUGGUUCUUGUCAAUUGUCCUAAAAUUUUAUAUAUCUGAGUAAACUUCCAAAAAAAAAAAAACAUAUCUUUUGUAAAAAGGAAACAUAGAGAAAUGUUUGGGUUUCGGCAUGUAGUGUGUGUACUUUGGUGUUAUAAGACAUAUCGGGUCACUGAUGCGAUUAAAUCAAACCCCAAUCGCUCUCUCCUUUCACCCUUCAAACUUAAGUGGAAGAAGAAAGAAAAUAAAGUUGAGAUCAUCCAAUAUGAGCAUGGAGAUUGCAAAAGAAAAGGCUGAGAAUCAAACUUGGAGAGACCUUCCCUUGGAGCUUCUCAUCUCUGUAAUGACUACUCUUGAAAUCGAAGACAACGUACGUGCUUCUGCCGUAUGCAAACCUUGGUACGAGGCAGCAGUGUCUGUUAGAAUCACAGACCAGCCUCCUUGGCUCAUGUACUUCCCUAAAUCAAGAAACUCUUUCGAGUUUUACAAUCCAUCAAACUCCAAGAGACAUACAAAGGAGCUGCCUAAAUCAUUAGCUGGCUCUAAAGUGCGUUACUCUAAAGACGGGUGGCUCCUUAUGUGCAAAAGCAUUUCAACAGAUUUCGUCUUGUUCAAUCCAUUUACUAUGGAUCUUGUGGUCUUGCCUGAUCUUGAGCUGUGGCAUGGUUACCAGUUAGUGGGAUUCUCUUGUGCUCCUACGUCAAGCGAUUGUGUGGUGUUAAUCAUCAAAGACUAUGAUCCAGGCCAUGUUACAAUCCGUACAUGGAGUCCGGGUGAAACCACGUGGACUUCAAUGCACGUCUCGUCUCAGUUUCUUGAUGCUAAACGUAACUAUGUUGUCUUCUCGAAUGGUUUGUUUUACUGCCUCAACUUAAGAAACUGCCUCGCGGUUAUUGAUCCAUCUUUACGGACGUGGAAUGUCCUUGACAUACCGCCACCAGUAUGUCCUGUUCACAUUGAUGACGAGAGUUGGUAUGAAGGUAAGUUCAUGGUGGGUUACAAAGGAGACGUAUCUCUCAUAUGUACAUUUGGAAAUGCAGAGCCUUUGGUGUUUAAACUCGAUCUUACACUACGUGUUUGGGAGAAGAAGGAAAAUAUUGGUAGUUUGACGAUCUUUGGGAGCAUUAAUUCAUGUGAAUCGAGGACGUAUGUCCAUGAGGGGAUGCUGAGGAACAGUAUCUACUUUCCUAAGUUAUGUGACAAUGAGAACCGGUGCGUAACUUAUUCGUUUGAUGAAGGGCGAUACCAUCCGCGGCGUGAGCACAAUGUUAAUUGGGGAAAGCAACGAUCUUCUGAGAACAUUUGGAUCGAGCCUCCUGAGAACGCUUUGGAGCUAAUCUAAGAGAAAAAUGUCAAUGUUGUCUAUGUAUUAAAAAGAGAAUAAACGUUUCCAUCACAAGAAUAAUAAUGGGUAUUAAUCUCGAGUCUGAUUAAGAAGUGUGGCAUGUAUUGGUAGAGACAAUGGGUUAGUCAGAGUUGUGAUUAGUGCUCUGAAUUUUAAUUAACUUCCACUUGAAAUGUCCUGACCCAGAAAUUUUUGGAAUUUUUCUUCUAAAUUCUAAGUAAAUUUUCAAUAAA
Molecule: messenger RNA, 1642 nt
Organism: Brassica rapa (field mustard)
Lineage: Eukaryota; Viridiplantae; Streptophyta; Magnoliopsida; Brassicales; Brassicaceae
Product: F-box/kelch-repeat protein At1g57790
Molecular function (GO): protein binding
Source: RefSeq, a predicted model, not a curated record